This is a messenger RNA of Aspergillus homomorphus CBS 101889, 1707 nucleotides long. RefSeq names its product MFS siderochrome iron transporter MirB (gene mirB). Gene Ontology annotation, molecular function: transmembrane transporter activity. The record is from RefSeq and is a predicted model, not a curated record. NCBI's taxonomy places the organism in Eukaryota, Fungi, Ascomycota, Eurotiomycetes, Eurotiales, Aspergillaceae. Bases 1 to 1707 code for a protein of 568 amino acids. The transcript has 4 exons. Gene Ontology annotation, biological process: transmembrane transport.
AUGAACAGCAAGGAAGCCGGGGGUGGCUACCCAGGUACUCCUCCUGAUGACACCAAGCAUGAUCCAGAAAAGCCGAGCGACAAUGCACAAUUCGGUGUGCAAAAAAUAGAAGCCGUGACUAUGGCAUGGUCGAAGGCAUCAUUAGCUACAGUACUUAUUCUCAUCUGGCUCUUGACGCUUGUCAACGGCUUCAAAUCCACGGUCGUCGCUACUUUGAAUCCGUUCAUCACGAGCUCCUUUCAAGCCCACUCGCUUUUGACAUUAAUCACGAUUGUCGCGGGAUCCAUCACUUCGGCGAUCUAUAUCCCAAUGGCCAAGAUGUUGGACGUGUGGGGUCGUGCUGAAAGCUUUCUCCUCAUGAUGGCUCUUUGCAUUCUUGGUUUGGUGCUUAUGGCGGCCUCACAUAACCUUGCUACGUACUGCGCCGCGGAGGUUUUCUAUACAAUUGGGUUCGGAGGUCUGAGUUACACUUGGGAUGUCCUGGCUGCCGACGUGACGAACUUGCGGAACCGAGGAUUAGCAUUCGCUUUUACCUCGUCUCCCGGCAUCAUCACCGCCUUCGCAGGAUCAAAGGCGGGGGCAGGAUUCUAUGCCAAUGUCAAUUGGCGAUGGGGCGUUGGAUGCUGGGCCAUUGUCUUUCCCUGUGUGGCGUUGCCGCUGUAUGCCGUUCUGGCGUGGAACCUGCGCAAAGCGCGAAAGGAGCAAAUCGUUGUCCGCGAGAAAAGCAACAGGAGCAUCAAGGAGACAGUCUGGUGGUGCAUUACAGAGUUUGACUUGCCGGGAGUUUUCCUACUGGCCGCCGGCGUCGUCAUCUUCCUCCUUCCCUUCACUCUGGCCACCACCGCACCAAACGGAUGGAAGACCGGCUACAUCAUCGCCAUGAUCGUCGUCGGCUUUGUUCUUCUAGUGGUUUUCUUCCUCUAUCAGGUCUAUCUGGCUCCCGUGCCAUUCUUGAAGAACCGGUUCUUGCUCGACCGCACCGUGCUGGGCGCAGUACUCUUGGAUAUGACCUACCAGGUCUCAUAUUACUGCUACGCCUCCUACUUCUCAUCAUUCCUCAUGGUCGUCUACAAUUUGGACAUGGCAUCCGCCGGUUACGUCGUGAACACCUUCAGUGUGGUAUCCUUCGUGUUUCUGUUUAUUGCGGGGUACUUAAUCCGUCUGACUGGGCGCUUCAAGUGGAUCCUAUGGUUCUGCGUGCCUCUCUACAUCUUCGCCCUUGGCUUGAUGAUCCACUUCCGCCAACCAAACGGCUACAUCGGUUACAUAGUUAUGUGCGAGAUUUUCUUUUCCGUCUCAGGGGGUAUCUUUAUCCUCUGCGUGCAACUGGCCGUGCUCGGGGUCGUCGAUCACCAGCACGUCGCUGCCGUACUGGCCUUCCUCUACGUGGCCGGAGGUGUCGGUGGCUCCAUUGGUAGUGCGAUCUCCGGCGCCAUCUGGACCAACACCUUCGAAAAGGCCCUCAAGCGCUAUCUCCCGGCGUCGGCGCAGCCGGACUUGCAGACCAUCUACGGAAGUCUGCCGGCGCAACUUGCCUAUCCCGUUGGCAGCGAGGAGCGGUUGGGAAUCCAGAGGGCGUAUGGUUAUGCGCAGACGAGGAUGCUGGCUGCUGCGACUGCUUUCAUGGUCCUGGGCUUCGUCUGGGUCGGGAUGAUGAGGAAUAUCAAUGUCAAGAAUAUGACGCAGACCAAGGGGAAUGUACUUUGA